Molecule: messenger RNA, 1968 nt
Organism: Ceraceosorus guamensis
Lineage: Eukaryota; Fungi; Basidiomycota; Exobasidiomycetes; Ceraceosorales; Ceraceosoraceae
Exons: 2
Coding region: 1-1968 (655 amino acids)
Source: RefSeq, a predicted model, not a curated record
AUGCCAAGACGACGCUCACUCGUCUUGCUACUUUUUAUCACCUGCAUCUCGGCGCUUCUUGCCAUCAAGCCAGCGCGAGGGGAAGCCAGCACCAAAUGGGACGCUUGUCAAAGAGACCUGAAGAGGUGUCCCCGUGGCACCGUCGCCGUGCGCAAUGCGGCUCAACUCGAUGCAGCGCUCAAGCAGAAAGCCAAAGUCAUCUUCAUCACCUUUGAUGGUCAGCCGGAACGCUUUUGGACGGAUCAUGUCGCUGCUGCAGCGUCCGCUGCCGUCGAUGCUGGCCAGGCUGAAAAAAAGGUGGAUGAUGCUGGUACAGCAAAAGAUGGUCUUGGUGCCUCGACUCCAGAUGCCUCCACCAAGACGGCAGGCAAAGGCUUGAAUUUGGCACAGCUCGACGCUGCCAGUGAGGACACGCCAGACGAUGAUGAGAAGUUGGAGACUGGCGGUGCCCAUGUUAAAAAGACGAUGGGCAAAAGCUCGAAAGCAGAGCAACUCGAUUCGGAAAAGGUCGAACAGAAGCGUGAUCUCACACUGGGCAAAGACGACGAAUCGCUGGACGCGACGGAGUCCGAAUCGAAAGACGGUGGACAGGCGACGAGCAACAACAUCGAAAAGACUGAAAAGACCAGCGAAUCGGAAGGGAGCCGGGCUAGCACGAAUGCCGGACUCGAAAGGAGUGGCGUCGAUGCGCGAAUGAGACACAAGCGCAGCGCCAUUCGAAAGCGACAGCAAGCUUCGCAGGGUAAGGCUAAGGAGCCUGAUGCGAAUGUCGACGAUGAGAGCAAGAGGGCCAAGAGUGGCUCGGGAGAGAGAGGAGGCAUGCCUAGCGCACGUGGCUUUGUCAUCAAUUAUCCAGUGAUCAUCCUGGGUCAGCUGGUGGAUACGCCACAGGGAAAAGGUUGGCCAAUCAUCCAGCGCAAGACGGUCGGGGCGGAUGAAGCGGUCUUCACCAUCAACGUGUCUGGCGGAACAGUGUCCCUGCACGAUUUGGAGAUUCAACAAAUGCAGAAUACGGAAUUGAUGAAUCGGGGAGGUGAUCUACGAGUGGAGGAUCUGAAACCUGCGCCUGUUGUCAAGGUUGGCAGCGGCACCAAAGCUCUGUUCAGCAAUGUUGGCACAGAAGGAUGGCUCAACACGUUCAUUUGCGAGGGACAAUGCGCAUUCUUUGGAGGAUUGAUCGCUGGUUCAGCCAACUUUAUCGUCGGCUCGGGCAAAAUGUUCAUGUGGGAGACACUGAUCAGCGUCCGAGCUACAGGAUCAGCAAUUGGUAUUUGGGACGGUGGUGCUCUUGCAGUCAACAUGGCGGUCAUCGCGUCUGAAGAAGGACAAGCGCCGAGCGCUGGAGAUGGUUCUUACCUCGCAGCUCCGCUCAACAACCACGGCUCUUCUGCUAAACCCAUCACCGUCUCUUUUCAAGACGUGGAGCUGGCGGACAACACCAUCCUUCCUGCAUUGUGGCAACAGACACCUGCUUUCAAAGCUCAGCGAGGUCAAGCUCCCAAUCCUCGUUUCGUCCAUCGAGGAUUGUUCGGUGCUGGCUUCAAGGGGGACCAGAAGGUCGAUACGGUCCUGGACGCGACGCGCCUAUUGAGCAAGGAGGAAUUGAGAGGCUUUCAAAGCAGACGUCAAUUCUUUGGUCAGGAUUGGUGCAAGACUGAUCCCAUUGCGGAUCUGGGUCAAGCAUUCUGGGCUGAUCUAGACAAUCCCAACAAUUGGCCCACGGCGCGCAACAGCCGCAAGGGUGGGCGCAUGAGCGGUAGCAAAGGUAUGGGCGUAGAACAGACAGCUGCCCACAAAACCUCCAGUCUCGAUUCGAAUCUCGGCUCUGCGGAGAGUGGCAAAGGUUCUGGCGACGGGAAAGAUACUGCUCAGGUCGAGGGCCCGAAAGUGGCAAAGCAUACGAAACCCAAAUCCAAUUCUAAUGCUGAUUCCGAUCCCAACCUCGACGACGAGAACGACGACGGCUGA